Aureococcus anophagefferens is the source of this 858-nucleotide messenger RNA. RefSeq lists its product as hypothetical. NCBI's taxonomy places the organism in Eukaryota, Pelagophyceae, Pelagomonadales, Pelagomonadaceae. Bases 1 to 858 code for a protein of 285 amino acids. The record is from RefSeq and is a predicted model, not a curated record. The transcript has a single exon.
AUGUCCGGCUCCCGGGGCCUGCCCCUGACCUACGACCAGUGGGUGCGGCGCGCGACGCUCGACGCCGUGCCGCCCAACAGCGACGGCCUCCUCCACGUGGGCGAGCGCGCGGCGCUCAUCGAGCAGCUGUCCUACCUCAAGAAGCGCAACGCGCAGCUCAUGAAGCAGCAGCGCGCCGUGCUGCUCGCGGCGUGCGAGGCCCAGGCGGCCCACGCGCAGUGCGCGGAUUUCGCGGGCGAGCUCAUGCGCGAGAAGGUCCUGAGCGAGCAGCGCGCGGCGGAGCGCGGCGGCCGGGGCGACGACGCGGCGUCCGUGGCGUCCGACGCCGCGUCGACGGCGUCCGGCGCCGCGGGCAAGCGGGGCAAGAAGAUCUUCGGCGUCCGCGUGCCGUCGAUGCGCAAGCGCGACAAGCCGGCGACGGGCGGCGAGUACGAGGCGUCGUCGGCGGCGGGCGACGACGCGGCGGGCGACGGCGACCCGGCCGCGGGCGCCGCGGAGAUGGGCGAGAAGCUCACGCGCCUCGAGCACGAGAACGGCGAGCUCCUGCGGAAGACGGCGGUGUUGGUGGACUACGUGCGCGCGACGGCGUCGAUGCCCCGGGGCCCGCUCGCGGGCCCGCGCGACGCCGACGACGACUUCUCCGACGACGACGACGACGACGACGACGACGCCGAGCUCGGCCUCCCGCCCAAGAACGGCCAGCUCGCGGGCUCGGCCUGCCUGCCCGAGCCCGUCCUCUUCGACGAGUUCGCCGGCGCCUUCGGCGCCAAGUGCAAGUGGGAGUCCUUCAUGUCCGGCAUCGUCUCCGCCUUCGGCGCGCCCCAGGGCGGCUCCUUCCCCGACGAAUUCGACUCCUGA